Molecule: messenger RNA, 2366 nt
Organism: Corticium candelabrum
Lineage: Eukaryota; Metazoa; Porifera; Homoscleromorpha; Homosclerophorida; Plakinidae
Product: general transcription factor 3C polypeptide 4-like
Exons: 21
Coding region: 5-2182 (725 amino acids)
Biological process (GO): transcription initiation at RNA polymerase III promoter
Cellular component (GO): transcription factor TFIIIC complex
Molecular function (GO): protein binding; histone acetyltransferase activity
Source: RefSeq, a predicted model, not a curated record
ACAAAUGGCGGCAGGGAAAUUAUUGGCGUCCGCUGAUAUGUCAUUUCCACCAGCGUCGAAGGAGGCGAUUAGAUGGUCAGAUGAUGGGAAGGCUGCUGUAAUAACAGAUCAAGCGGUUUAUGUUUUCGAUAUUGUCGAUAGUAAUUAUGAUAGUAAGGGCAGACCAUUGUACGUUAUUACUGUCGUCCAGACUGUGUCGUUGUGGGCACCAGAUGUUGGAAAACUGGCGUCUUGUAGGCAAUCGGAUAUUGCAGAUGCUGCACAUCUAGACAGGACUUUAGUCCCGGUUGGUGGCCUUGAACCAUCUCCAUUAAAGUUUCAAGCUGCUGCGUGGUCUCCAGCUGGAUGUAGCUCAACUGGAGGGUGUUUACUUACUACACUUACGUUUGAUCACCAUGUCUUACUUCAUUCACCACCAUCAUCAACUCAACGACAUUGGAAACAGAGAGCUGAUAUUUCACAACUUAUUCUUGAAUACUGCAAACGUAUCCCAUCUAUCUGGUGUGCAAGGAGACCAACAUUCUGGAAGCAGGAAGUUCACGUAGCGUCCCAAAAGGAAUCAGAACCAAUGCGCAACGUCUCAACUGUUGACCUCAGUUCAUUCAUUUAUCGACGGCACGUGGUCGCUGCCACAGCUAUUGCUUGGUCUUCUCUUAUUCUGAAUAAUUCUGGCGUAUUGUCAACAUCUGAUGCAUUUGAUGGCCAGAACUCAGCUGACGAAUUGGAAGAGACUGCGUACUGUCUCUUGGCUGUGGCUACAAAGGCUGGUUUUGUCUUUUUACUUCGACUGAAGCCUCCUGUAACUCAAAUCAAUUUGAGAAUCGAAGUUGUAAGUUACGUUGUCACUGAUGUAAAAUGGCCGUCGUGUCUCGAAUGGAAUCAAGCAACUGAUUGCUGUAUGUUUGCAUUGGGUGGAUCAGAUGGCUCGGUCCACAUUUGUCAUGUUGAUAUGAAUACAGUAUUAGAGUCAGAAGAAUGGGAUGAUAAAUCAUCAAAGAAUACUUCUAAUUUAUCUCUUCAUAUGCGACACCAUGUAUUAUGUUCGGGUGGGGAUUCAAUGCCAGUUCACUGUUUGAAAUGGGUUGAAAAUGGUCAAACGAGGCUUCUUGUUGCUAAAGGAGCUGCUCUUAUUUCAUUGUUGUAUUUGCCUGAUCAAAUGAAUACAGGAAGUUGUAAUGAGAUCGGAAAUUACUUUUUGAUAUAUGGAGUUCAUAGUUUGAAUAUCUCAGGUAUUACGAGGACACAUAAUGGAACGUACUAUUCUACUGCUUUGGAUGGCUCUGUACAGACAUUUUCGCUAUCUGAAGGAUCUGAUGCUCAGGCUGUUGGUGUUGUGUUAAGUGGCAAGUUCAAGGAAGUUUAUUCUGCCUACCAUGGAUGUGCAGUAUCACCAAACGGUGUACUUUUGUUCCUUGUUGUUAGACCCGAGUCUGUUAGCGCUACAGGCGGCCAAGUUUACAAGGGAUCAAAUGCGGAGGCUCAGCUGCUUGUUAUUCAACUGUCAGCAGAGCUUGACAUUGUACCCUUGUUGUGUUGUCCAACUGCAUCUCCAUUUUCUGUAUGGGACGUGCUGGAACUUUUACGUUUGUAUGUUUUGAAUGGUCAGAACUUGCCAGAACCGCUGAUGGAGCUUUGCACGAAGCAGGACAUUUCACUGUCUCAGCUUCAAGUAGCACGAGCUAUUCUAGUGAUCAUGAAAAAGAACAGUGAAACUGAAGAUGGUCAUGAAGCCUUAGAUUUGGAAGAAACGAUUAGAAAAGUGGAUGAUCAAAUAACAACAACAGUUGUUGCUCGUUGUCUUGAACAAUUUCUUUAUCUUCACAAUCACCAGAUUAGUAAUGAAUUCUCUGAAGAAGAUUCUGCUAUUCUAACAAGCAUGUGCCAUUGGUUGGCUGAUCACACAGCAAAUUCCCUGCCACAGACAGCAGAUCUUUUGGAGAAGGUGUCAAGUGUGUUUCCAUAUUCGACGAAACCAGGGAGUUUAGGCGGUCGACAGCAAAUUUGCUGUCUUUCAUUAUUGCCAAUAAAUCCUUUCAUGCAGUGUCGAUAUUCUCGAAAGCUUGGCAGAUUUUCCCAAACUCCAAAUGUGUUCCCAGGGUCAUCCGUUUGGUUGACCAAAUGUGUUCUAUCUUACAACAGACGGUGCCCAUUUACUGACAUGUAUUUUGUCGAGCUGAUGUAACGAAUUUGGAAAGUAACGGUAAUUUUUAUGAACACAACGUUUGUGACUUUACGUAAGAACCAUGAACAGUUGCUUUCUGUGAUUUUUUCCGGCAGAGGAUACUAGUAGGUUGCCGCUGUGGUCGUUCCUAUACCGUACAUGUAUUGGAAAUUACUUUUUUAGAAUUUAAUCACCGCCAUAUAGU